Molecule: messenger RNA, 846 nt
Organism: Panicum virgatum (switchgrass)
Lineage: Eukaryota; Viridiplantae; Streptophyta; Magnoliopsida; Poales; Poaceae
Product: WAT1-related protein At5g64700-like
Exons: 4
Cellular component (GO): plasma membrane
Molecular function (GO): transmembrane transporter activity
Source: RefSeq, a predicted model, not a curated record
CCAACAAUCAGGAAUACGUUUAGCGUGAACGCUUACAAUGUAAGCAUCAAGCUGACAACGGCGACCUUGGCGUCGGCGUCGAGCAACUCCCUGCCCGUCAUCACCUUCUGCCUGGCGCUGCUGCUGAGGAUGGAGGCCGUCAGGCUGAGGACCACCGUCGGCGUGGCCAAGGUCGCCGGCGUCGCGCUCUGCCUCGCCGGUGUCUUGGUCCUUGCGUUCUACGCUGGACCGGCGCUGAGCCCCGUCAACCACCACCGAGCCUUCGCUGUCACCGCCGGCGGGACGACUCCGAGCAGGGUGACGUGGAUCAAGGGCACGUUGCUCAUGGUCCUCGCCAACGUCACAUGGGCUCUAUGGAUCGUCAUGCAGUCUGCAUUGCUCGAGGAGUACCCGAAUAAGAUGCUUGUGACGGUGACACAGUGCGUGUUUAGCACUGUACAAUGCUUCGUUGUGGCAGUGGUGGCUGAGAGGGACUUCUCCAAGUGGAAGCUCCGACUUGACAUCAGCUUGCUCGGCGUCGUUUACACGGGGUUUGUGGUGAGCGGGGUGUCCUACUAUCUUCAAGCAUGGUGUAUGAUGAAGGGCCCUGUGUUUCUAGCAAUGUCCAACCCGCUCUGUUUCGUCUUCACCAUCUUCUGCUCCUCCUUCUUCCUCGGAGAGAUUGUCCACCUCGGCAGCAUUCUGGGUGGAGCUCUGUUGGUUGCCGGCCUUUACAGCAUCCUCUGGACUAAAAGCAGGGAGGCUAUAAAACCGGAGUCAGAGGAACAACCGGGAAAUAAAGAGCACAAGAAGGCGGCGGUGGCAGAGGCAGCAACAGCAGCACCGUUCGCCUUUGAACAAGUGUGA